AUGGCGCCCCAGAAGCCAGAGACUUUCAUGCUGAGCACCGAAGCGCAGCAGGCAUUGCCGCACGAUGCUCAGGUCGCCCUGCAACAGGUCGACAACCUCAAAUACUUCCUCAUUUCCGCCCCCGUCGACUGGCAGCCCGACCAAUACAUUCGGCGGUUCCUCCUCCCCACCGGCGAAUACGUUUCCUGCGUCCUUUGGAACAAUCUCUUCCACAUUUCCGGCACCGACAUUGUGCGAUGCCUGUCCUUCAGAUUCCAGGCCUUCGGCCGCCCUGUCAAGAACUCGAAAAAGUUCGAGGAGGGCAUCUUCUCGGACCUGCGAAACCUCAAGUCGGGAACCGACGCCUCCCUGGAGGAACCCAAGAGCGCCUUCCUCGACUUCCUCUACAAGAAUAACUGCAUUCGCACCCAGAAGAAGCAAAAGGUCUUCUACUGGUACAGCGUACCGCACGACCGCCUCUUCUUGGAUGCCCUGGAGCGUGACCUGAAGCGCGAGAAGAUGGGCCAGGAGGCGACCACAGUUGCCGUCAGCGAGCCUGCCCUGUCAUUUCAGUACGAUUCGUCGCAGUCGCUCUACGAGCAGCUCACCAAAACGCAACAAGCCAAUUCGUCCUCGUUCAACGCCCAACAAGCGUCUUUUUCUCAGAGCCAGUCCACCUCGCCGGUCAUGCGGGCCAUGGAUUCGAUGCCGCCCCCUAGCAUGAUGCCGCAGUCGAUGGCCCCUUUAGCCGAGGGGAUGGACGCGAUGGUGCCCUACGAUUCGAUGCCCAUGACGGCCGCUGUGCCCCAGCAGGUUCAGCCCGUCAAGAGGGACCCUGACUUCACGCGCGUCCAGUACAACCAGAACGGCGUGCCCAUCACGCACGGCCACCAGCGUCACGCGUCAAUGCCGGCCUACGGAUUGGAGUAUUCGCCCGCCCCUUCGUUUGUCUCGUCCCAGUAUGAAGACUACAGCAACCGAGGCAUCUCCUUCGAGCCCAUCACGCCGCCGCAGCAGGCCCUGGGCAUGGCUGGCGAACCCGCCUACAUCGCCAAUGAGGAGACGGGCUUAUACUCUGCCAUCCCUGACCACAUGUCGAACAUGAACGGUUUGAACGGCAUGGUCCAGCUUCCUCCCUCCAACUUGGCUGGGUCCCAGUUCAACCGACCGUACGGGUCAAACAACGUCUACUCUGUGAUCGAAGGCUCGCCGACGUAUAAGCAGAGGAGACGGCGUUCAUCCAUCCCGCCAUCAAUGUCGGCCAUGGCCGCGCCUCCAGUUUCGCAUCCCACCGCCGCUCACCGCCCGUCCGACCUCAGGAGGUCGGUCUCAGCCUCAGUUGGCCCGGUCGCCGAGGGCGAGGAGUCGGCCAACAACUCGCCCCCUGGCCUGUCAUACAGUGCAUCGGGUGCUUCCAUGGCGAGCCAUCACCACAAGGACGUUGUGGACAUGUCUCGCCACGGCACGCCCCUGUCCACCGUCGACGGCAGCCCCGCCCUGAACCCAAUGUCCAUGCAGCAGGAGUAUGCCCAAGUCUCUGCGGAAGACUACGGCGGCGACGGUUCGUUCAAGGACCACCGCCGCACCCUCUCCGGGCCCAACGGCGUGGUUCGCCGUGCUCGCUCGGCAACCGUCAUGGAGCUCGGCCCAUACCCUCACAAGUCUCACUCCUGCCCAAUUCCCACGUGCGGACGCUUGUUCAAGCGUCUCGAGCACCUGAAGCGACACAAGCGUACCCACAGUCGCGAAGAUGGCGGAGACGGCUCGUUCAACAUGUCAGCCGAGGAAGAAGAGGAGCUGUCUGGUGAAGAUCAGCUGGGCUCUCUCGAGGAAGCAUCGCCAACGUCAGAAAUGGCGUAUGCUCCUGGCUCCCUCAACUCGGCUGCGAAUGCUGCCGCCAGCGAGGCGAGCGCCUCAAAUAACGGGCAUUCGCAAACGACCAUGGGGCAGACGUUCAACAGCCUGCAAACGCUCAGCAUGCCCAUGACAAUCAGCCAGCCGGCCACGAUCAACGGCAUGAUGUGA
Purpureocillium lilacinum is the source of this 2004-nucleotide messenger RNA. RefSeq names its product homeodomain transcription factor ste12. The record is from RefSeq and is a predicted model, not a curated record. Gene Ontology annotation, biological process: regulation of DNA-templated transcription; sexual reproduction. NCBI's taxonomy places the organism in Eukaryota, Fungi, Ascomycota, Sordariomycetes, Hypocreales, Ophiocordycipitaceae. Gene Ontology annotation, cellular component: nucleus; Tec1p-Ste12p-Dig1p complex; Ste12p-Dig1p-Dig2p complex. Gene Ontology annotation, molecular function: DNA-binding transcription factor activity.